This is a messenger RNA of Cottoperca gobio, 1424 nucleotides long. Its product is annotated as nucleoporin Nup43-like. The record is from RefSeq and is a predicted model, not a curated record. Gene Ontology annotation, molecular function: protein binding. The coding region runs from base 41 to 1159 and encodes 372 amino acids. The transcript has 8 exons. NCBI's taxonomy places the organism in Eukaryota, Metazoa, Chordata, Actinopteri, Perciformes, Bovichtidae. Gene Ontology annotation, cellular component: nuclear pore outer ring.
UCGGUUUUUUAUUUUAUUUAAAGUGUGUGAAACUGUUUCAAUGGAGAGUGUAAAUGCUAAGUACGUGUCCCAGAAAAUCAGUAAAACCAGAUGGCGACCUGUAUCGCAUUCGUCUUUGCAGCAACCAGACAUCUUUGCGACUGGCUCGUGGGAUAACGAGAAUAACAAGAUUUCCUUUUGGUCAAUUGGGAAUCAUGGAAGUUCUGACAUGGAAGAUGGAUUUGAAGGAGACCCACAGCUUUUAUGUGAACACAAGCAUGAUGGAGAUGUUCUGGACCUUCAAUUUUUGGACCAAGACAGAAUUGUCACAACAUCGUCCACUGGAGCAGUCACCAUCUUCCGCCACCACCAAAACAGUGAGACGAUAUCGGUUUCUCAAAGCUGGCCACGAGUGCAUCGUUACCCUUGUGACAACGCUCCCUGCACUGGUGUUGUGUGCAGCAGCCCUGAGAUCGUCACAGUUGGUGAAGAUGGCAAGAUCAUCGUCUUCAGAGCCGACCAGGAGGGAGUGGUUCGAGUCAUAGAGAACGCAGACAGCAGCACGAUUCAUGCCGUGACCUACCUGAGGACAACAGAGAUCUUGACCGUGAAUUCUAUCGGCCAACUCAAGCUGUGGGACUUCAGACAACAGAGCAACUCGCCGUCCCAGAUUCUCUCCUUGUCAGGGGAUAGGGUGCCUCUGCACUGCGUGGACAGGCAUCCGAACCAACAGCACAUUGUUGCCACCGGAGGACAGGACGGCAUGCUCUGUGUCUGGGAUGUGAGACAAGGCAGCACCCCCUUCUCACUUAUGGAGGCACACUCUGCUGAAAUGUGGGAAGUCCACUUCCACCCAACCAACCCAGAUCAUCUGUUCACAUGCUCAGAGGACGGUUCCCUGCUGCACUGGGAGACUUCCACACAUUCAGACAUGCCCUCCUUCUUACAAGGUGGCAGGAACAACAGCAUGAUAUCUCGCAGUGCGAUGGCCCCGGCUGGAGGGAACCAGUCCCUCAUCAGCGCCUGGCUCAACGGAGACUCCAGUAAAGGCCGUCUGGAGACGACCCACAUGCUGCCCAGCCAGACGCUGUCCGUCAACAGUCUGGAUGUACUUGGACAAUUUCUUGUCUGUGGGACUGACGGAGAGGCAAUCUUUGUCAACAGACAAGUCCCAGUUUAAAGAGUUGUUUGUACGCAGGACAAGAUGUGGCGGAAGAUCUGUUUAUUUGCUGUCAAUUUCACUCACAACAUAUGUCUUAUUGUUUCAUUUGAUCAUUCAAGGUGCCCAAAAUACUGUGUUCAAAAAUGUGCUUGUGAGAUUUUGACUUAACUUGUGCAUUUGUCUGUCAUAUAAUGUUGCAAACACACUAUUUGUAUGGAUGUCAUUGAAAACUGUUUUGAAAUAAAUAAAUAAAACGCCUUUACACAAAAGUCUUGUGCAUCCA